This is a messenger RNA of Aspergillus luchuensis, 666 nucleotides long. Its product is annotated as thioesterase domain-containing protein. The record is from RefSeq and is a predicted model, not a curated record. Gene Ontology annotation, biological process: biosynthetic process. Lineage: Eukaryota; Fungi; Ascomycota; Eurotiomycetes; Eurotiales; Aspergillaceae. Bases 1 to 666 code for a protein of 221 amino acids. The transcript has a single exon.
AUGAAGACUCCAGAGAAGCUCAAGUAUCCUCUUGCUGAAAUGACAUUCCCGUACCUGGCCGAGAUCCGCCGCAGACAGCCCAAGGGCCCGUACAACUUCGGUGGAUGGUCUGCAGGUGGUAUUUGCGCCUAUGAUGCCGCUCGCUACAUGAUUCUCGAAGAGAACGAACAGGUUGACCGAUUGCUCCUCCUCGACUCGCCCUUCCCCAUCGGCUUAGAGAAGUUGCCCACCCGGCUUUACGGCUUCAUCAACUCAAUGGGUCUCUUUGGAGAAGGCAACAAGGCUCCCCCGGCCUGGUUGCUUCCUCACUUCCUGGCCUUCAUUGAUUCCCUCGAUACCUAUAGGGCCGUUCCCCUCCCCUUUGACGAUCCGAAGUGGGCUAAGAAGAUGCCUAAGACGUUUAUGAUCUGGGCCAAGGACGGUAUUUGCAGCAAGCCGGAUGACCCGUGGCCCGAGCCGGACCCGGACGGCAAGCCGGACACGAGAGAAAUGGUCUGGCUCCUCAAGAACCGGACCGACAUGGGACCCAACAAAUGGGACACGCUCGUUGGGCCACAAAAUGUCGGUGGAAUCACCGUGAUUGAGGGUGCAAACCAUUUCACCAUGACUUUGGGACCCAAGGCCAAGGAACUGGGCUCCUUUAUUGGUAACGCCAUGGCCAAUUAG